AUUAUGUUGCUUUUCCUGCGCAUGCGCUCCGUCCAAAGGAGACCUGUCGAGGUCGAAUUGUAGGGUUUUUCAGUUUUGCUCAAAACAGGGUACAAAAAUGCCUGCAGACUACGAUAAAGGGGCAUACCCAGAGCCUCCUCGGCAGACUCCGGUUGUGGACAAACAAACAGCACUGCCAAACCCAGCUCUGAUUUUGUCUAAGCUCUUCUAUUAUUCCGUGGACCUGCCUGUCACCACAUUUAGAGAUGCUGUUGACAGUAUUCGGGCUAAAAACAAGAUCGUGUACUACCACCAGAAGUUCCGUCGUGUUCCUGACCUGACGGAGUGCAAAGAGGGAGAUUAUCCCUGCUACUACGAGGCAGAGAUGCAGUGGAGGAGAGACUACAAAGUGGAUCAGGAGAUCGUGAAGGUGAUCCAGGAGCGUUUGAGGGCCUGCCAGCAGAGAGAAGGACACAGCUACCAGCAGAACUGUGCUAAGGAAAUUCAGCAGUUCAAUGAGGUGACAAAGAACUUCCAGUCACGCUAUGGAGACCUGGGAGCUUAUGCCAGUGCAAGGAAAUGUCUAAUGAAGCAAAAAGAGCGAAUGAUGGCAGCUCAGGCCCAGAAUGCUUAAGAAUCUCUCUCUCCUAUGUAAUAACUGUAAAAUAAAGUUUAUGUUAAAUCACAA
Molecule: messenger RNA, 667 nt
Organism: Neolamprologus brichardi
Lineage: Eukaryota; Metazoa; Chordata; Actinopteri; Cichliformes; Cichlidae
Gene: ndufb10
Product: NADH:ubiquinone oxidoreductase subunit B10
Cellular component (GO): respiratory chain complex I
Source: RefSeq, a predicted model, not a curated record